CCGGCUCACCCUCUCUCUGCCGUUCCAGACCCCGCAACGCCGCGCUGCCGCGACGCUCUGCUCGCCAGAGAAAUCCAAAUAAACCCCUCACCAACCUUCAGGCGGGCAGCAGAAAACAAAAAUGCGCCCGAUGCGGAUCUUUGUGAACGACGACCGGCACGUGAUGGCCAAGCACUCGGCCGUGUACCCCACGCAGGAGGAGCUGGAGGCCGUGCAGAACAUGGUGUCCCACACGGAGCGGGCGCUCAAAGCCGUCUCCGACUGGAUCGACGAGCAGGAGAAGGUCGGCGGGGAGCAGCCGGAGAGCGAGUCCAUGGAGACGGCGGCUGAGGAGGAGAGCAAGGAAGGAGGGUGAGCAGCAGGGCACUGGUGGGACCGUCCUGC
Messenger RNA from Zonotrichia albicollis (white-throated sparrow), 384 nucleotides. NCBI's taxonomy places the organism in Eukaryota, Metazoa, Chordata, Aves, Passeriformes, Passerellidae. The record is from RefSeq and is a predicted model, not a curated record.